AUGGCCACGGGAGUCCGGGCGAUGGCAACGGCAAUGCGCGGAUUGGAAGCGGCGAUGCGAGCGAUGGCGAUAAAUCGUCUUUCUCGCUCGUCAGCGGUCUACCCACACACUCCAAGGCAGCCAGGUAUCAAGUUCAUCAGGACGAGCCUCUAUUGCCUGGCUGUGGUUGCGCUGCUCAUAGCCAUGCUUUCGAUCACACUCCAGGAGAGGGAAGAAGAAGAGAAGCCGUUUAGAGUGCUCGUAAUUGGGGCGAGCGGUUUCUUGGGCUAUAAAUUGUCCCUCGGCUUGUUGGCCAACACUCGGCCAAAGAUAGAGGUGGUGGGAAUCGAUGCCGAGCGCAACGAGCGAGCACAGCUGCUGGAGAGUGCUGGAAUGCACAUCCUGUAUGGGAAUGUGACUAAGUGGGCUCUCGCCACCAGCGUCCGAACCGGUUCUACAUCCCUUCUUCUCUAUCCGGUGAGCUACUUGCUGCAGCCAAGUCUGUCCUGUUACCGUUUUCUGUGGUGGAGUGGCGAUUUAGUACAGUCUACGGAGAGUUUGGACGAACCGAUUACCCGUAUUACAAAUUCGUGGAGGAUAUCACCAGUGGCCAGGAAGGCAGAACUACAUUUACAUCGACGAUGCAGUGGCGGUUAUGAUCAAGAUGAUUCUCGACUUCACACAUGUCGUUGGUGCUGUUACCGUCGUGGACAUCGGCACUCCAACGCCAGCUUUAUCGUUCAAGGACGUAAUUCGAGUGGUGGCCAAAAUCUCGGGGAAGAAGCAAAACUCGUCGAGGUUGAGGAUGCAAAUCCACCGCCGUGGGAGGUAGAGUAUGUACCUCCUUCACACCUCUACGCACUUGGAAAGUUCACUUCUUUCCAGUCUGGAAUGGCGCGUUUCAUCGACUGGUACGAGCAGAAGAAGAGUAUGAUCGCUAGGAACGAAGUCAAUGACCAUACGUAGCUGAUGACUAAACAAGUAAGUUUUGUUCUUGAGCAGCUCCUGCCAUUGCAGGAAUAGAAUCGAGCCUGAAGGCUUAUUUGCC
Molecule: messenger RNA, 1027 nt
Organism: Selaginella moellendorffii
Lineage: Eukaryota; Viridiplantae; Streptophyta; Lycopodiopsida; Selaginellales; Selaginellaceae
Exons: 3
Coding region: 1-945 (314 amino acids)
Source: RefSeq, a predicted model, not a curated record